Opisthocomus hoazin is the source of this 10992-nucleotide messenger RNA. Lineage: Eukaryota; Metazoa; Chordata; Aves; Opisthocomiformes; Opisthocomidae. The record is from RefSeq and is a predicted model, not a curated record.
AUGCCACCCCACGGAGGGGUGUUUGUGGGUCUCUGGCUGCUGCUGGUCCCCAGCCUUGCCGAGCCACCCCCGGGAACUGGGGGGGCCACCCUGGCCUUUGUCUUCGAUGUCACCGGCUCCAUGUACGACGACCUGGUGCAGGUGAUGGACGGGGCCUCGCGCAUCCUGGAGCGGACGCUCAGCAGGAGCACGAAGCCCAUCAGCAACUACGCGCUGGUCCCCUUCCACGACCCAGACUGCGGGGACAGGAGCCACCCCGGGUACCGCGUGUACGAGCGCAUCGCUGCCACCAGCUCCGGGCAGAUCUUCCACCUGGACAAGCAGCAGGUGACGGAGGUGCUGAAGUGGGUGGAAGAGGCCAUCCAGGCCUCCAAGGUCCACUUGCUGUCCACGGACCAUGAGGACGGCGGGGAGCACACGUGGCCGGUCCCCUUUGACCCUAGCCUGAAGGAGGUCACCAUCUCCCUGAGUGGCCCUGCCCCGGGGAUUGAGGUCCGGGAUCCGGCAGGAAAGGUCCUCGAGAAAGGCCAAGGUCUGAAGGAGCUGCUCAGCAUCCCCAACUCGGCCAUGGUGGUGGCCGUGGAGCCCCACGAGUCAGGGACCUGGUCGGUCACGACCCAGAGCAGCGGCCGCCACUCCCUGAGGAUCACAGGCAUCAGCAACAUUAAUUUUCAAGCCAGCUUCUCCACCCAGCCGGAGUUUGAUGCCAGCCAGCCCAGCGAGCGGCCGGUGCAGGGUCUGCCCAUUUCCGUGGUGGUGAACUGCACCGGUCUGAAGCCGCCUGGGCGCUUGCAGGAGAUCGAGCUCUUCAACACCUCUGGUCAUGCACUCCUCUCUUUGCCUGCAAGGCCCCUCUCCAACACCUCCUCGGGGCAGCUCUGGGUGGGCUCCCCACUCCGUGUCCCCCCGGGCGACUUUCUGCUGAAGGUGAAGGGCGAAGAUGCCCAGGGGCACCCCCUGCACCGCCUCUCUGGGGUCACCUACACCAGCGUGGUCCCCGGUCUACCCAAAGUGAACCUCUCCAGCAAGAUCCAGGCUUACAACCGCGAGCCGCAGCUGAUCUCCUGCUCUGGAUGGAGCGAGGUCCCCUUCCGCCUGCAGCUCAGCCGGGGUAGGAUGAAGCUCGGGGAAGAGCAGCUCUUCAGGAGUUCGGGGAACACCAGCUGGUUGAUCCCUGCGGUGUCCAAGAGUGACGAAGGGUUUUACGAGUGCACUGCCACGAGCAAGGUCGGGGUGACACGGGCUCGCACCUACGUCUCUGUCUCAGAGCCACCACCGCGUCUCAUAGCCCCAGGCAACAUCACGGCUUCACCGGGCCAAGAUGUGGUCAUGUCCUGCCCGCGUGCCGUCCUGCGGCUGCAGGCGGUGAGGCAGGAGGACGCCGGGCGUUACGUCUGCGAGGCUCUCAGCGAGGCCGGCGUCGUCUUCGACGGCACCGUGCUGGACGUGGGCUCUGCCCCUCACUUUCCGGAGCCGCGGGGCGAUGUGGCAGUCGAAGUCGGGGAGAGUGUGAUCCUGCUGUGCCGCGUCGAGGGCUCUCCCCCGCCGCGGGUCGCCUGGUCCCGGCAGGACGGGAAGCCCGUGACGGGCUGGCACGGGUCGCGUGGUGUUUCCAGCCAGCUGGAGCCUGCCGAGCUCUUCAUCGACAGUGCCUUGCUGGAUGACCAAGCCAUCUACAUCUGUGAAGCCCAGAAUGAGUUUGGGAAAAUCCAAGCGGAGGUCAAGCUUGCGGUCAUCGGACACGCAGCCCCAGAAAUAGCUCUUGCAUCCCCUGUGGUCCGCGUGCUCCGGCGGGCGGGCAGCUGUGAGCGUGGGUGCCCCAGCCUCCUGGGGCCAAAGGUAGCCCCAAGCAGCCACUACUCCCCAAGCAGCCGCUACUCCGUCCGGGAUGACGGGACCCUGCACGUGGACCAGGCGUCACAGGGGGACGCGGGGACGUACACCUGCGUGGUGACCAACGCGCUCGGCUCGCACAGGCAGGACGUGUCCCUGGUCAUCCAUGUUCCUCCCAGCAUUGAGCUUGGCCCUGUCCUCUUCACUGCCACCGAGGGAGAAGCUGUCACCUUGCGAUGCAAUGCCACCGGCGUGCCCCCGCCUACUGUCACCUGGGCAAAGGGCACAGAGCCCAUCUCGCCAAGCCCACGCUACCACCCCGACCCUAGUGGGACCCUCCUGAUCCCUUCACCCUCACCCGGGGACGCAGGAACCUACUUCUGCACAGCUACCAACACGGCAGGGUUCUCCAGCCGGGAGAUGCAGCUCUCCGUCAGCACAAAGCCCAGGAUCAACGUGAACGGAUCGCAGGCGUCGGACCCCGUAACCAUCCUGGCUGUGCUUGGGCAGGAGACCACUCUGCCCUGCGAGGUUCAGGGGUAUCCCCCUCCCUUGGUAGUGUGGACCCAGGAGUCCCAGCUGCUGCCUCUCACCACCGUGAGGUACAGCAUCCUCCCUUCAGGAUCCCUCCAGCUGGCCAAGCCCCAGGUGAAGGACACCGGCCUCUACACCUGCACGGCCACCAACGCUGCUGGGAACGCCUCGCUCAGCUACAGCCUGCAAGUCCAAGCUCCCCCCCAGCUGCUGAUCGGCGAUGGGGAAAGCCACCUGACGGCUGUCACCAAUGAAUCCCUGAGGAUUCACUGUCGUGCCAUGGGCACCCCUGCACCCAGCAUCCAGUGGCUGAAGGAUGGGCAUCCACUGGGUGAGCGGGAUGGUGUGGUGGCAUCUGAGGAUGGUGAGACCCUGCUGAUCACCCAUGUGGGUCUUCGUCACGAAGGGCUCUACAUCUGCCGGGGCAGCAACUGGGCAGGGGUGGCCCAGGCAGAGGUGCAGGUUUCAGUGCAAGUGCCUCCAAACAUCGAGCCCAGCGUGGUGGACCUGGCCGUCCUGGAGAAUGGCACAGCAUCCCUGGAGUGCCUGGCAUCGGGGCUGCCUGCUCCCAACAUCGCCUGGUACAAGGGCCAGGAUCCGCUCUCGGCCAGACCAGGCUGGACUCUGUCCCAGGAUGGGAAGCACCUGGAGAUCCAGCGUGCCCAACUCUCCGACACCGGCAGCUACCGCUGCGUGGCCUCCAACGUGGCCGGUGUCACCGAGCUCUGGUACAGCCUGCAGGUGACCGUCCCCCCACAGAUCACAGCUGGCCCCAGCCCCCUCGCGGUGGUGGUGAAUGAGCCCGUGACCCUGGAGUGUGAUGCUACAGGGACACCAGCCCCGGAGCUGCUGUGGCUGAAGGAUGGCAAUCUGGUGCCCAGCAUGGUGGUGGGUGGCCCGCAGAUCCUCUCCGGUGGGCAUGUGCUCUCCCUGCCCGCCGCUCGUGUUCAGGACUCGGGGACAUACACGUGUGUAGCUAGCAGUGCCGUGGGGGAGGACAGAUGGGAGGCCGCCCUCGAGGUGCAGCUGCCCCCCACCACCCUGGGUGAGGAGGAGAACGUGUCUGUCAUCGUCAACCAGUCGGUGACCCUGGAGUGCCUGGCCCCUGGAGUCCUUCCUCAGGGGUCCCGCUGGCUGAAGGACGGGAACGUGCUCACACCAAAGCCGGGCGUGCAGCUGUAUGCGGAGGGAACUGUGCUCCAGAUCGGGCGAGCCGCCGUGCAGCAUGCGGGCAGGUACACGUGCCAGGCGCCCGGCCACCCGGAGAAACACUACAACCUCGACGUGUGGGUGCCCCCGUCCUUCUCCUCGGUGGAGCCUGCUGCCGUAUCUGUGCUGGAGGGCCGGUCCGUUAGGCUGACCUGCAAGUGCCAUGGGAUCCCUUUCCCCACUCUGAGCUGGCAGAAGGAUGGUGAGACCCUCUCUGCCCAGCCUGGGAGCCCAAAGGUGGUGUCCACGGGAGGGAGGAUGCUCUACAUUGAGAAGGUACAGCUGGUGGACAAGGGGACAUACACCUGCGAGUGCNNGAAUGCCGCUGGCAGCAGCAGCAAGGAGCAUCGCCUGGAGGUGCACGCACUGCCGAGGAGCCAGGGCAGCAGCAAAGCCCCGAGGAAGGUUUCUGUCAUCAAGGCUGCCGAGACAGUUUUGGAGUGUGAGACCGUGGGGAUGCCACUGCCCACGGUGACAUGGGUGAAGGACGGACAGCCUGUGGCCGGUGGGGAAGGGCUUCUGCUUACAGAGCAGGGGAGGCGGCUGAGAAUCACCAAGGCGGAGUUGGCCCACGCAGGACGCUACACUUGCCUGGUGGCAAAUGCGGUGGGGCAGGAGCGGAGAGAGUUUGAUGUUGCAGUGCAUGUUCCUCCUGAGUUCAUUCAAGGGUCAGGAUCAACAACCAAUGUCAGUGUGUCUUUGCAUGGAGCCCUGACGCUGACCUGCGAGGCCACCGGUGUUCCCCUGCCCACAGUCACCUGGUCCUGGGAUGGUUCUCCCGUCACCCCCAGCAAGCACAUGCAUGUGCUUCCAGGGGGCUGGCUGCUGAGGCUCACCCGUGCACGAGCCCAGGAUGGUGGUCAUUAUUCCUGCCUGGCCAGCAAUGUAGCUGGGGAGGCCAGGAGGCAUUUCCACGUGGAGGUUCUAGUUCCUCCCCACAUCGAGAACGUGGGCGAAGAAGAGAAGACCACAGUGCCCGAGGGUCACCCUGUCACCUGGUCCUGCCUGGCUGCGGGCAACUCCCAGCCUACGAUCACCUGGCUGAAAGAUGGCCAUCCUCUGCCCAGUGGAGACACCUCCAUCUCCCCUGAUGGCUCCGUGCUCCACAUCCCCCACGCCUCCCUUUCUGACGCUGGCCACUACUCCUGCGUGGCCUCCAGCUCUGUGGUGAAUCAAACCAAGCACUACCUGCUAGAUGUUUCAGCCAGGCCCACAUUUGCUGGAGAUGCCCAGGAUGCUGCUGCAGAAGAAGUCACAGUGAUCGUCAAUGACCCUCUCUCCUUGGUCUGCGAGGCUCUGGCGUACCCAUCUCCCAACAUCACCUGGCUCAAGGAUGAGGUUCCCCUCAAAGCGUCUGGAAACGUCCAGCUUCUCCCUGGUGGCCACGGACUGCAGAUCCUGAAUGCCCAGGAAGAGGACGCGGGCACAUACAGCUGCAUCGUGGCCAGUGAAGCUGGGGAGGCUGUGAAGAACUAUGCUGUGAAGGUCCAGGUUCCUCCUUGGAUUGCCAGAGAUGAUCCUUUGGGGCAAUUUGCCAUCAAAGAGGUGAAAACCCGGGUUAACAGCACGGUGACCCUGGAGUGUGAGACGUGGGCUGUGCCCGAGCCGACCAUCCAGUGGUACAAGGACAAGCAGCUCCUGCAAAGCGCCGGCCACCUCCAGAUCCUCAGCGAGGGGCAGGUCCUUCAAAUCAAACCAGCCAGUGUCUCGGAUUCGGGACACUACACCUGCGUGGCCACCAACGUCGUGGGUGAAGAUGACAGGGACUUCAUCGUGCAUGUCCAAGUGCCACCCCUCUUCCAGCAACAGACAAGCCCCAACAAAGCCCUCAAGAUGUUCUACCAGGAGGAAGACCAAGAUGGGGAGGUGACGGAGCACCGGCAGGCCGUCCUUGGCCAGCCCACCGCUCUCUACUGUGACACCAAUGCCAUCCCACCCCCUCGGUUCACCUGGUACAAGGAUGGGGAGCUCCUGUCCCCCAGCCCGGGGGUGCAGAUGCUGCUAGGGGGCCGGGUGCUGCAGCUGCCCGCGGUGCGGGAGGAGGACGCGGGACGGUACCGCUGCGAGGCGGACCUGGCUGAGGAGGUGACAGCCACCAUCAAUGGCACCGUCCACUUCAAGUGUGAAGCCACUGGGCACCCGGUGCCUGCAGUGUCCUGGCUCUGGAAUGAUGUCCCCAUUGUGGCCAGCCCACGGCACCAGCUCCUGGAGGGUGGCAUGGUCCUGCAGGUGGCUGCGGUGGAGGUGGGUGACACCGGCAGCUACACAUGUGUGGCUGAGAACCUGGCUGGGUCAGCCGAGAAGCACUUUGCUCUGAACGUGCAGGAAGCACCCCAGAUCAUGGGUGCAAACCCCGAAAGCAUCAACGGCAGCAUCAACGGCAGCGCCUUGCUGGUGUGUGAUGUCCAGUCCCACCCUGCUGCGGAGAUCACCUGGUACAAGGAUGGCCAAGUCCUGCAGCUCGGUGAGGAGGUGACCGUCACCCCAGGCUCGCGGCUCCUGCAGCUCCCUCGCCUGCAGCUUUCCAGCUCGGGCACCUAUGUGUGCGUGGCGCUGAACCCGGCCGGCCGGGACGAGAAGAGCUUCGUCCUCACCAUCCACGGGCCCCCGGGCGCGCAGGACCCACACCAGGAGAUGCUCGAGGCCGACAUGGGGAGCCCCCUCGUCCUGACCUGUCAAGUCCCCGGUGUGCCCAUGCCCGCUGUCACCUGGCUGAAGGACGGGAGCCCGCUGGAGAGCUGCCCGGAGCGGGGCCUGGUGUCCGGGGGGGGCCAGCUCCAGCUCAGCCCCCUGCAGCCCUUCCACCAGGGCCGGUACACCUGCCUGGCGCGGGGCGCGGGCACCGAGACACGCAAGGACUUCGUGGUGCUGGUGCGAGUGGCACCCCAGAUCGCCAGCGCAGGGGUCCCCAGCGAGCACAGCGUGCUGGAGGGCAGAAGGGUGAGGCUGGAGUGCCGGGCGGAGGGGCAGCCCACCCCCCAGAUCUCCUGGCUGAAGGACGGGCACCCCCUGCGGCUGCAGCCUCCUUCACGCGCCCAGAUGUCCCCCGACGGCAGCUCUCUGCUCCUUGAGGGGCUCCAAGCCGCCGACGCCGGGGCGUACACCUGCCUGGCCCGAAACAGCGUGGGCGAAGACACACGGCUGCACAUGCUGAGCGUGCUGGUGCCCCCUGCUAUUGAGAGAGGCACCGACACCUCGGAGGUGGUCCAUGGCGUCCCAUCUGCAGCGGUGACGCUGGAAUGCCGGGCACGGGGGUCCCCUCCGCUGCACGUGAGCUGGCUGAAGGAGGGGCUGCCCCUGCGCCUGUCCCCCCGUGUCACCCUGCUCUCGGCUGGGCACGUCCUCCGGAUCUCGCAGGCACAGGUCUCAGACGCUGGGCUCUACACCUGCAUCGCCUCCAGCCGGGCAGGGGUGGCCGAUCGCAGCUUCGUCCUGCGGAUACGGGUGCCCCCCGUUCUGGAAAGCCCAGAGAGCAGCGAGGAGCAGAUGGUGGGCGAGGGCUCCGAUGUCACCUUCACCUGCGAAGCCACGGGGUCCCCAGCGCCGGCGGUGACCUGGCUGAAGGACGGCGAGCCCCUGUUGGCGGCCGUGGGGCCAGCUGACACCGGGGUGUACUCCUGCCUGGUGGCCAACGAGGCAGGGGAGGCCAGCAAAGCCUUCCACCUCCUGGUGAUGGAGCCUCCCCGCAUCAAGGCUGCACCGCAUCCCACCGAGAUGUCCAUCGCCAUGGGCACCCCGCUAGAGCUGGCGUGUGUGGUGACGGGUGUCCCCAAGCCCACUGUAACCUGGGAGAAGGACGGGCAGCUGGUGGCAGGGCCCUGGCUCGUGUCGGGGAACGAGAGCACUUUCCACAUCGAGAGCACAAAGCCCACUGUAACCUGGGAGAAGGACGGGCAGCUGGUGGCAGGGCCCUGGCUCGUGUCGGGGAACGAGAGCACUUUCCACAUCGAGAGCACAAAGGUGGCCGAUGCUGGCUUGUACACCUGCCUGGCCACUAGCCCUGCAGGGGAGGACAGCAGGAGCUUCCACGGACGCUUCCUGCGGAUCCAGGCCGUGGAGGCAGCAGACGGCGGGGAGUACAGCUGCAGGGCCACCCCGGGGCUGGGGGACAACAGCCAGCGCAUCCACAUGGAGGUUCACGUGGCCCCGGAGAUCCAGCCGGGCCCCAAGGAGGUGAAGGUGCUGCUGAACAGCUCGGCCGUGCUGCCGUUGGCCCGGGAGAUCCAGCCGGGCCCCAAGGAGGUGAAGGUGCUGCUGAACAGCUCGGCCGUGCUGCCGUGCCGGGCGGAGGGAUGGCCCGUGCCCCGGGUGACGUGGCGGAAGGACGGCCGACUCGUACCUCUCCACGGGAGUGACAGGUACGAGCUCCUGCCCGGCGGCUCCCUGCAAAUCGACCCUGUUCAGGUCCAGGAUUCGGGCUAUUACCUCUGCAUGGCAUCCAGCCCUGCUGGCUCUGACCGGCGAGGCCUCGACCUCCAUGUCCUGGUCCCUCCCGCCAUCGCCCCCGGGCCUUCCAACCUCAUCCUGCUGGCUCAGCAGCCGGCCACGCUGGGCUGCAAUGCCCAGGGAUCCCCCGAGCCCCACGUCAAGUGGGAGAAGGACGGCCACGCCCUGAGCCCACACCUCCCGCCCGGCACCUACAGGUACCUGCAGCACCAACCACCUCGCCCACCGAAGGGUCCUGCCGAAGUGCGGGGUUUGCCCCUCUCGCUGCUCCCCGUGGGGCAGGGGCUGACCCUGAUGCAUGCCUUGCUGCACAGCUUGCAGUCCUCCGGGUCGCUGCUCAUUGCCAGCCCUGGUCCCCGGGAUGAGGGGCAGUUUGAGUGCAUCGCAACCAACGCCGCCGGAGAGGCACGCAAGGUCUUCCUCGUGUCCGUCCACGUGCCCCCCACCAUUGCCGAUGACCUUACGGACGUGGCUGUCACUCGGCUGUCCCCUGCAGUCCUCACUUGCUACACCUCCGGCGUGCCCCCACCCACGGUGUCAUGGAGCAAGGAGGGAGCUCAGCUGGGCAGGCGAGGAGGGGGCUACCGCGUCCUGCCCACAGGUACGGGCCGGGGGCAUGCAGCCCCGGCAGGGCAGUGGGCCGGCCGCUACACCUGCACGGCGAGGAACGCUGCUGGCACAGCCCGAAAACACCUCCGGCUCACGGUGCACGAGCCCCCUGUCUUGAAGUCCCUGCCCAGCGUGGUGAUGGUGAUGGUCAACACCAGCGCCGUGCUGUCCUGCGAGGCGAGCGGGAUCCCCCGGCCGGAGGUCGCCUGGCAGAAGGAUGGUGUGGGCAUCGCCGGAGGGGAGGGGGAGCAGGUGCUCCCCAACGGGCAGCUGCGUCUCCUCCGGGCAUCCCCAGAGGACAUGGGCACCUACCUGUGCGUGGCUCGCAACCCCUUGGGCACCGCUGUGGGGAGGACCAGGCUGAUUGUGCAAGUGCCUCCCGUCAUCACGGCCGGCCCGCCGGAGCUGGCUGGGCUGGAGGUGCUGCUGCCCUGCGAUGCCCACGGCAUUCCCGAGCCUCGCGUGUCCUGGAACCGGGAGGGAUCCCCGGUGCGGGGCGGUGGGGGGAAGGCCACCGUCCUGCCCUCCGGAGAGCUGCUGCUGAGGGAUGUCCGGGACGGGGGGCGGGUGGUGGCUGGUGGGCGACUGCACCAGCUGCUGGACGGCUCCCUGGCCAUCCAAGCUGUGGAGAGCGCUGAUGCGGGGCACUACCGGUGUGUGGCAGAGAACGAUGCCGGCACAGCGGUGAAGGUUGUCACCCUGGCCCUGCAGAGUCGGCUCCCUGGCCAUCCAAGCUGUGGAGGUGCCCCCACGGUGACAGUGGCACCGCGAGCAGUGACAGUGCGUGCUGGGCAGCGGGUGCUGCUGCGCUGUGCCGUGUCGGGGGAGCCCCCCCCCUCCAGGAGCCACGCCGGGUGCGGGGCAGCCUGGUCGGUGUUCUCAACACCCACGAGCUUGGCGUUGCCACCCUUGAUGCCCGCGUGCUGGACGCACUCGGGCACCGUCGCCGUCCGGAGCAGCAUUGGCAGCAUCCCGCCCACCGUAGGGCCGCUGAUGAGGGUGCUGGUUGCCACCAUCGCCCCAGUUUACUGGUCCUUGGCACACGCCGGCAGGGAUGCCCAGAGCGGGUUCCUGCUCACCCAGGGCACCUUCCGCCAUGAGUCGCAGCUGGAGUUUGCCACAGGUGAGGGGUGCCAGGGACCCCUGGCCACCACCUCCCCCAUGACCCAUCCCCGGGCACCCAGCCCAGACUUCAGCGAGCGCUACGUGCAGACGGGCACGGGGCAGCUCUCGGGGAGCUCGGUGCAGAGCUUCCUCUGGGAUGGGCACAUCACCCGUGUCCGCUGCAACCACACCAUCGUGUAUGACCCCCCCGAGGGCUCACAGCCCCCCCGGGUGCAGCAUGUCCGGGCCAGCGCCGUCAAAGCCUCCUAUGACCCAGCCUCAGAGCAGCUCCGCUUCCAGCUCCGUGCCUCGCUUGAUGCAGGGGCAGACGGAGACCAGUGCCCGCUGGGAUUCAUCCUGGGCCCCCAGCAGCUGUACUGCGUUGGUAUGGACCAUUCCCAAGGGGAGCGUGAGGAUGAUAUCGACGAAUGCGCCGAGGAGUCCCACGCCUGCCGCUACAACCAGCUCUGCCAGAACGCGGCCGGGACCUACCGCUGGGCGGCCGGGCCCUCCCGCUGCGCCUGCCCUCCUGGCUACCGCUCGCUGGGCGCUGGCUGGCCAUGCCUGGACGUGAACGAGUGCCUGCAGUUUCCUCCACCGUGUGCCUUCGAGUGCCGCAACCUGCGGGGCUCCUACCAGUGCCUGUGCCCCCCCAGCAGGACCCUGCUGCCAGGCGGAGAGUGUGGCACAGCAGGGGUGGAUGGAGGGGACACAACGGGCAGCACCCCCCGGGACCCCCCGCUGCACUGGCUGAGGCCGAGCAACCCACAGGGACGAUCCUUCUACACCCAGCUUGCCCUCGGGGCCCGCUCCCGCUGCGUCUGCCCGCCUGGCUACCGGCUGCUGCCUGACGGGAAGACCUGCCACGACGUGGACGAGUGCGCAGAGGGCACAAUCCGGUGUGGCUCCAGCCAGAUGUGCUUCAACACCCGCGGAGGUGCCCAGUGCGUGGAUGUGCCAUGCCCGGCCGGGUACCGGAGAGGCUCCAGCCCUGGCAUCAGCUCCCUUGGUCAGCAAGAGCAGGCUCUGGCCUCUGUGCACGUGGUGCGGGUGGAGGCUGUUCCCCAAAAGCUGUUUCAGUCCUACUCCACGGCACUGGCUGGAGGGAUGGGGGGUGCUGGCCCUGAGGACCUGAGCCCACUGAGCUUUGGGCCCUUGGCUCUGAUGAUGGCCGUGCACCCAGGGGAGGAUGCCGAGGCGGCUCUGGGGAGGUCCCCCGAGGUGGGCACCCCCGAGGUGCGGUGUGGAGGCUGGUGA